This is a messenger RNA of Scomber japonicus (chub mackerel), 830 nucleotides long. Its product is annotated as complement C1q-like protein 2. Lineage: Eukaryota; Metazoa; Chordata; Actinopteri; Scombriformes; Scombridae. The record is from RefSeq and is a predicted model, not a curated record. The transcript is spliced from 5 exons. The coding region runs from base 34 to 684 and encodes 216 amino acids. Gene Ontology annotation, molecular function: protein binding.
GCAUCCUCCUGUCUAAAGAGGUGAUAUUUCACAAUGAGGCGUGCUGCAGCUUUUCUGGCGUUGCUGCUCUGUCUGUACUGGACGGGGGCUCAGGGUGAGAGUGGAGGGACCAGUGAUCAGACCAACAUCAGCCCUGACAUCUGGGCUGAGCUGAAGGAGCUGAGAGACAUGACCAGAGUGGAGCUGAGGAAGCUGGAGCAGGAGAAUACAGAUAUGAUGACCAGAUUGAAAAUCAGUGAAAACGAGGUGGAGGAGCUCAAGAGACAGAAUGCAGACCAACCAAAGGUGGCGUUCUCACUUGGUCUCACUGAUGACGGACUAAUUGGACCCUUCAAUACUGACAUCACACUGAAGUUCAGUAAAGUCUUCACCAACUUUGGUCAGGGCUACAAUCCAAAGACAGGUCUCUUCACAGCCCCAGUCAGAGGAGCCUACUACUUCUCAUUCACUACAAUGGAUAACCGGAGUAACGUAUACAGGGAUUUUUAUCUCUAUCACAAUGACAAGAGAGUGUUGGACAGUUUUAAUUUCAGUGCAAAUGGCCUGGAAAGUGUUUCUAAUUCACUGGUUAUUCAGCUGGAAAAGGGGGAUGUGGUCUACCUGGUUUUACCUGCCUUUUGUACUGUAUACGAUAGUAAUAGAGAUCAUACUACCUUUAACGGAUUUCUGCUUUUUCCACUGUGAGACUCAAACAUGAGAAUUGAUUUACCCCCAAAUGUUUGGCAUAGUGUAUAAACAAGUCAUACAGUGUUCAUGUGUAUAUGAAAGGAUGCACAUUGUUGCUGUGUUGACUUUGCUCUGCAACAAACUACAUAUGAAAUAAAAGAAUG